Molecule: messenger RNA, 5187 nt
Organism: Dictyostelium discoideum AX4
Lineage: Eukaryota; Evosea; Eumycetozoa; Dictyosteliales; Dictyosteliaceae
Product: Ras GTPase activation domain-containing protein
Exons: 2
Coding region: 1-5187 (1728 amino acids)
Source: RefSeq, a predicted model, not a curated record
AUGGAUUAUCCACAAUUAUUAUUUAUAAAGAUUGUUGGAAUAAAGAAUACAAAGUUAUUAUGUGGUACUGAUGGAGCAUUAGUUUGUGAUUUAGUAUUAGAUGGUGGGACUACAGAGUAUCAACCAUUCGAUAUUGUAUUAAGAAGACCAAAAUCGAAUAGUGGAAUUCAAAAGAAUACUUUUAUUUUCUCAUUACCUCAACCAGCAUCAAAAUUUACACUAACAUUUAAAAAGAAAUAUAAUAAUAGACCAAGUCAACAACAACAAUUACAACAACAAUUAUUAUUACAACAACAACAUAUUGCUCAACAACAAAAAUUAUUGGAAGUUGCAAAUUCAACUACAUCAAUAAAUAAUAAUGAACAAAGUGAUUCAACAACUACAACUCCGACAAAUAAUAAUAAUAAUAAUAGUAAUAAUAAUACCGAUCAAUCAAAUACAGAAAGUAUACCCACAACCACCACAACAACCACAACAACUACAACAACAACAACUACAACAGAAACUAAACCACCAAUUAUAACAAAUCAUAAUAAUGAAAUAUCAUUAGCAAAAGUAAAUGUAGCAUUACAAUAUUCAAAUUCGUUUAAUAGAAGAUCAUCAUAUAAUUCAUUAAAUCCACCACCAUCAUUAUCAUUAUCAAGAGAAAUUCAACAAUCACCAAGAUUAAAUGAAUCACAACAAAGUGAAAAUAAAAAUAAUAUAAAUAUUGAAAAUACUAAUGAAAAUAAUAAUAGUAGUAAUAAUAAUAAUAAUAAUAAUAAUAAUAAUAAUAAUAAUAAUAAUAAUAAUAAUAAUAAUAAUAAUAAUAAUAAUAAUAAUAAUAAUAAUAAUAAUAAUAAUAAUAAUAAUAAUAAUAAUAAUAAUAAUAAUAAUGAAAAUAGUAAUAAUAAUGAAAUUAAAACAAAUUCAUCACCAAAUUCAUCAACAAUUAAUAUUGUAGUGCCACAACAACACCAACACCAACAAACAUCACCAAUAAAUAUAAGUUUAAACCAACAACAAACAUUAUCACCAACAACAUCAAAUGGAUUAAUAUCAGGAUCACCAAAUUCAACCAUUUAUUCAAUGUCAACACCAAAUUCACCAACGACUGAUGCAAUUUUAUCAGGAUCACCAUCAUUUAUUGGAUACAAUGGUGGUAAUCGUUUCACUGGUAAUAAUGGUAAUGCUAAUGGUACUAAUGGUACACCAAUCUCAUCAUCUUAUUCAUUAUCAUCACCAACACUUGCAACUAGUAAUAAUCAUGAUGAUAAUUCAAAUGAUCAAACAAGUGGUAGUGGCCGUAUUGAAGCAAGUUGUAGAUGGUAUAAAUUAAAUUUAUUAAGUAGUAAUAUAGGUGGUGGUCCAAUUCAACAAAGUAAUAGUAAUAAUAAUAUUUCAUCAUUAAAUAAUCAACCACAACAACAACAACAACAACAACAACAACCAAAUGGUAAUGGUACAACUACAUUAGCUUCAUCAAAUUCUUAUCAAUCAUUUGCAAAUUUACAUACAAAUUUAACAAAUAGUGAAACAGAAUCAACAUUAUCAAAUGAUGAUCAACCAGAUAUUCAAUUAGAGAUAUCAUAUGAACAAUCGAAUAUGCAUAAUUUAGCAAGAAUUAAAUCCUAUCAUAAGGAAUUAUUAGAUUUAAUAGUUACAUCGAAAUUGGGAUUAGUUCAUUCAAUUUGUGAUUCGAUUGAUAUUACAGCGGCUCAGAUGUUGGCAAAAUCUUUGGUUGAUGUAUUUCAUACACAUCAUAAGUUAUUACACCUUUUGAAAUCAUUUAUAAAGAAAGAGGUAUCACAAUGUCAUGAUCCAGGUACACUAUUUCGUAGUAAUAGUGUAGCAAUGAAAAUGGUGGUUGCCUAUGGUCUAAAAUCAGCCCAACACUAUCUACAACAGACUCUAACACCAUUGGUGGUGGAUCUUUGUAACUCACCACUCUCAUUAGAGGUUGACCCAAUCAAAUUAUCGCCUGGUGAAGAUAUUGAAAUGAAUAUAAAGAACUUGAAAAUAGUUUCACAGAAAUUCUUUGAUCGUAUCAUAAAUUCAAUCGAACAAUGUCCAAAAUCCAUCAUUGAGAUUUGUUAUUACUUUAAGAAAAUAGUGUCGAGGAAAUUCCCAACCCAUUGGAAAUCGGCGGUUGGUGGAUUCAUUUUCUUGCGUUUGUUUUGUCCAGCUUGUGUAUCGCCCGAGGGUCAAGCUAUUAUUAGUCCGGGUAGAGUUGGUAUUACCGAGAGAAGAUCAUUGAUUCUCGUGGCUAAAUGUCUUCAAAAUUUAUCGAAUCAAGUUUUAUUCAAUCAACCCUACAUGGAGACAAUCAAUGAUUUCAUUCAUAAUAAUUUACCAGCCCUUGAUGAUUUCUUUAUGAAAUGUGCAUCACGUCCAACCGAGGAUCAAACCAUUGAUGGUAUGUUUGUAAGUGAAGAAUCCAUUUUUGAAGGUAUAGUUUAUCUUCAACAAUUUAUCGAUAAAAAUCAAGAAAAACUCUUUAAAAAUUUAGAAUCAAAUCAAAAUAUAGCUCAAGUUGAUAAACCAAAACCAGAGAAAAUUAUGGAAGCUGUUGAUGCUUCAAAAAAAGCAGUUUUAUCAAAUUCAAAUUUAGUUUUAGGUAAAGCACGUUCAAAUUCAAGUGGUUCAAAUAAUAUUUUAUUAAAUGGUAGUAAUGGUUUAAAUAAUAGUAGUGGUGGUAUUGGUGGUAGUAGUAGUAGUAAUGGUGGUAAAGAUUCUUCACAUAAAAAAUCAAGAUCAACAACUGAACCAAAAGAAGGUAAAUCUUGGUCAAAAAUUAAACAAAAUGUUAUAACUCCAAUUAUUUCAAAUUUUCCAAAAUCAUCAUCAUCCUCCUCCUCCUCUUCAAAUAGUAGUGGUAGUAAUGGUAAUGGUAAUAUCAAUAAUAAUAGUAAUAUAACAUCAUCACCAUCAAUUAGUUCAUCAAAUGGUAGUGUAAAUCCACCCCAAACAUCAUUAUCACCACCACAACCAUCAUCUCAAGAAGAAGAAAUUAAAAUUUUAAAUUAUGAUUUUGAAUGGGAUAAAAAAUCAAGACCAGUUCAUAUUGUAGUUAGUACAUUACUUAGAAAUAUUACAAAUUUAUUAAAAUCAAAUAAGCUAUCAGAUACUCAAUCAUUAAAGAUGAAUGGUCAACCAGUUCAUUGGUCAGCAAUUCAAACAACUAAUGAAUUUUCAAAUUUCUCAAGAGAAACUAAUGAAUUACAAAGUGUUUAUUUUGAAAAUAUGCAAGCAGAUUAUAUUACAGCUGUAUUUAUUAAUAUUUUCAAUUUGAUGAUGGUUCAUUUACAUUUCCUAAUUGGACCACCAAAUUCAGAGAUGAGAAGAAAACAAUAUUUCACUUAUCGUUAUAAUGUUAGUGGUUGUUUAUAUUCAUUAUCAGAUAUUCAACAUGGUAUACUAAGAGGUAAUCCAAAGAAUUCGCUCUCAAGAGUUCGUCAAAUUAGAGGUGGCGAUAAGAGAAGACAAUAUGUAAUUUCAACAUUGGAUCCAAGAAUUCAUUUCGCUCUAUUCGCUGUCAAUAUCACAAUUCCAUGCAUGAGAAUUUUCUCACCAGAGACUGUCGUUGAAGAUUUGCAUAAAUGUGGUGAAGAGUUUUGUUCAUCAAAGAUCGAUAUUUGUAUAAAGAAAAAGGAGAUAUCUUUACCAAAGGUUUUCUCACAUUAUGGCACUGAUUUUGGUAAAAGUCGUUCAGAAAUGUUGAAAUGGGUAUUCCAAUUUUUAACAGCAACUAAAAGAACUGAACUCUUGGAAUUGCUAGAGAAACCUUCAUUCCUUUGUUUAUAUAGAAGUGAAAGUUGGAAUCCAAUAAUUUACAAAACUAAAUUCAUCAAUGAUUUAGAUGAAAAAAUCACUACAGAGAAAGAAACUGAAAAGAAACAACAAGAAAAAGAUAAACUUUUACGUAGAAAAUCAAGAUCACUCACUCAUGGUAAUCGUUCUUUAACUAGUAAAAAAGAUUCUUCAGUAUUAAUUCAAUCUUUGAAACAAUCUUCAAAUCAUUCAACCAAACAAAUUCGUGCUUUAUUAAAUGAAAUUGUAAAAGUUAUCUCUGAAUCUAUAGAUUUAUCUUACAUUAUUAAAAUUGUCGAUAUUUUAAAGAGAACAACUAAACAAUUAUCUUUUAAUGAAUGGCAAAAAAGUAAUGCCUCUGGUGGUUCAAAUGGUGGUAGUUGUUCAACUACAACAAAUCAAACUCAACAUCAUGGUGAAGGUAGUAAUGGUCAACAACAACAACAACAACAAUCAAAUAAUAAUACAACUACUACCACUACUACUACUACCACAACAACUGUACCAAUACUUACAAAACAAUCAACAAGAUUAUUUGGUAAUACUCAAAUCUAUUGUUUAGCACCAAUUAUUUUAACAAAUCAAUUCACAUUACCAUUAUCAGAGUUUUUCUCAAUAUUAUUUACAAUUGAAAAAGAGUUGAAUAAAUUUUUAGAUUUCAUGGAAAUCGCUUCUUUUGUUCAAUCAAAUGAUAUCUCAGAGUUAUUAUUGGAUACUUUAAAUGAAGUCACAAAUGAAAUGGAACAAUUAAAAAAUACUUAUGAUUUAGUUACACCUUUGAAAUUAAUUUUAAAACAAUCUUUAAAUUAUUUUAGUGUUUCAAUUACUACAAAAUCUCAACCUGUAACUCCAAAUGAAGAGAAUUUAUUAGCAAAUAUUUUACAAGAGUUUGGUUUAGAUGAUUUAAAUAUUAAUAAUAAUAAUAAUAAUAAUAAUAAUAAUAAUAAUAAUAAUAAUAAUAAUAAUAAUAAUAAUAAUAAUAAUAAUAAUAAUAUAACUACAACUACUACCACAACUACGUCUACAACUAAAAGUACAACUAGUAUUUCAUCAUCAUCACCAUCAUCAUUUUCAUCACAAUCAUCUUUAUCAAAUUCACAACAAAAUUCACCAACUUUAACAAGUAAAAGACAACAACAAUUAAAUUUACUUUCUGAAAGAAUAGCUGAAAUUGAAAAGCAAAUCGAUAAAUCCGACUCAAUGCAAUCAAUUAAUCCAAUCAUUCAAAAGGUUAAGAAAAUUGGAAAAUUAUUAUCAUUGUAUGAUGAACAAGCAAUGGGUAGAUUCUCACCAAGACCAUUAUCUUCUUCAAUAAAUAAUAUUAAUAAUAAUAAUAUUAAUAAUAAUAAUAGUAAUAAUACAACUACUACUACCACAACCUCAACUAUCCAUAAAUAA